CCCAUCGGAGCCACUCACUAAUGCAAGAACAUAGCGAUCCACCACAGAGGCAGCAAUCCACGGGGCUCCGAAGAGGAUCAGCAGUCCAAACUAAGAGCUCCCGAUCAGACACGAUGGGGGGAGCGAUGGGGCCGCUCCUCCACUGGCUGCAGGAUGUGGCAGCUGUGACUUUCCACAAAGCCCGAAGGACACUAUUUCAAGCCGCCAUCCUCUUCUGCACCCUAUGCCUGCUGCUGUGGGUGUCCAUAUUUCUCUACGGGAGCUUCUACUACUCCUACAUGCCCACUGUGAGCUUCUCCACCCCUGUGCACUUCUACUACACCUCUGAUUGUGAUGCUACAGAGCCAGGCCUGUGCUCCUUCCCCACAGCCAACAUAUCCUUCAUGAAGAAUGACAGGGACCAGGUGAUGGCCAAUGGCCAGCCUUACAGAGUGUCUAUUGAGUUGGAGAUGCCGGAGUCUCCAGUGAACGAACGGCUGGGAAUGUUCAUGAUCAAGAUGUCCUGUUACACCAAAGGCGGGACGACUGUCUCGUCGGUGGGACGAUCAACGAUGCUGCAUUACCGCUCCAGCCUCCUGCAAACCCUGAGCACUUUGUUCUUCUCCCCUCUCCUCCUGACCGGGAUGGCUGAGCAGAAGCAACUCAUAGAAGUGGAGCUCUACCCCGAUUACAAGACGAACGCCUAUCACCCCACCGUGGGAGCAGUCAUUGAGAUCCACUCCAGGCUGAUUCAGAUCUACUCAGCGCAGCUCCGCAUCCACGCCUACUUCACUGGCGUACGGUACCUUUUGUACAACUUCCCCCUGACGUCGGCAGUGAUCGGAGUGGCCACCAACUUUGCCUUCCUCAGCGUCAUUGCUCUGUUCGGAUACCUGCAGCUCAUGUGGGGCGGGCUCUGGCCUCCGGACCAGGUCAGAGUCAGGGUCAUGAUGGGAGACACCACCCGGAUCCAGAGGCGGAGGGAGGAGGCUCGGAAGCGCAUGGAGAGGGAAAAUUCACAGAAAGAGCUUUACACUCCCACCGUGAUUGGCUCGAUGAGUGGGGCGUGUGAUUUCCAGGGAAAUAGCGUCGUGUCAGAGUCUUCCCCAGAGAGCCCCUCUGUAAUCCCAGGAGCCUCCGGGGCUGAAGCUGCACAAACACAGCAAGAAGAGUCUCAUGAUUCUGAGGGACCUGUGGAAACCGACGGGUCAAACGAGUUGAAUGGCAGCCUUCAGUCUCAGACUGGGGAGACAGCAGUUCGCCACAGACCUGGGCCUUGGAUGAGUCUCUAAACCAUAAAACAACUGCAUAUCCUCUUUAGCACUUUGAAUGCAGCAAUGUAGAUGUAGACUAAAGCAAACCUUCAGUCUGAUAAAGUUAAGUUAAGCUGUUUGCCUCAUCUUGCUUUAGUUGGCGUCGCAUCUUAUCGUCUUGUGUCUGUUUCGAUUUGUUUACUACUUUGUUUUUGUUCCAACACUGUUACAGUUUACAUGUUUGUGGCAUUUGAGUUGCCCGGUUCGGGAGGCAUGUCGGCCGGUCGUCCAACACGCCCUUUUAAGUGACCAAACCUGCUUGCUUUUUAAUCUCUGGAUUAAAGUGUUUUCCAGAGGUGCACUGAUCUGGCUUUUCCGGCCGACUCCGAUUUCUGUUUCCUUUGAAGUCUGCAAAGCUCAAUUCAGAAUUUGACCAAUUUGAUUUUUACUAAGUAUUAUAAUGCGUAGAAGAGGAAAAAACGUGUGCUGUAGUUUCCCUGGUAGAGGUAGUACCUUGAAAUUACACAGUUAUUCAGACUUGUGCAUGAAAGAAUGUCUAACCUUUAUCUGAUUUUUACAAAACACAAAGAAGUGCAAAGCAUAAGCUGGCAGUUGCUGCACUUAUUGACUAAGAUUAUAGAAAUCCUGAUGCAUUUAGUAAUAGGAGAGAAAAGUAGUAGUUUUAGUAUUUCAUCUGCUAAUCACUAUCAAUAAAAAUCUUCCUUUUUUCCAGUCUCUGACCAAUUAGUUCACGUUUGUGUUUUCUGAAAUCACAAUAUUCCUUUUUAGUUCAACUAAAAUGCUUUUAGAAAUCAGACUUGGUUUAAUGUCGGUGGCAUGCGGCUGAAACAAAAUGAUCUGGUGCAUGUGAUUUUUUUUUUUUUUUGCUCGCAGAAGCUCUUUCAAAGCAAUUUGAUUUGGAAACUUUACUCAACAAAAAGCGUCUUUGUUGUUACAAACUGUCUGUAAAAAGUUUGGUCCAGCGUGAGGGGAGCAAUGGGGACUUCUUCUGUUUUGCAAAACAAAGCCGUGUUCUGUCUCAGUGUAAUUGGUGAGCUGAAGCUCGAGUGCUUUAGCAGCGGUCGAUCAUCAUUCCUGUUGCAUGUCUUUGCAGAAGUCCAGUUGGCACUUGGUGCACCAACACUCUCAGACCAUUUUAAAUCACUCUUGUUUAUUGUGUGUUUAUUAUAACGUGCAUAUUUAAUGUUAGUCUGUAGUACAGCAGGGAUAAGUGAAGUUACAGUUUUGAAGUUGAUGCACUUGCUAAAAGCGAUGUAGGGAUUGUCUGGCUAAGCCUUCAAGUAUUUAGCCUGUUGGUCAGGGAAACGUUGGGUUUCAUUCUUAUGGUUACUCUGAGUUGUGGUUUUGGAUUUAAGAUUUUGUACCAAAGAUGUUUGCAGAUGUGUUGGAUCUUUCCAAAUAUGUACAGAUGUUAUUUAUGUGUUUGAACAAAUAAAAUAAACACAGACAUGCCUGUGACCUCA
Molecule: messenger RNA, 2716 nt
Organism: Poecilia reticulata (guppy)
Lineage: Eukaryota; Metazoa; Chordata; Actinopteri; Cyprinodontiformes; Poeciliidae
Gene: bscl2
Product: BSCL2 lipid droplet biogenesis associated, seipin
Biological process (GO): lipid storage; lipid droplet organization
Cellular component (GO): endoplasmic reticulum membrane
Source: RefSeq, a predicted model, not a curated record